Messenger RNA from Carassius auratus (goldfish), 1907 nucleotides. RefSeq names its product heterogeneous nuclear ribonucleoprotein H-like. The record is from RefSeq and is a predicted model, not a curated record. Gene Ontology annotation, molecular function: RNA binding. Bases 92 to 1399 code for a protein of 435 amino acids. Lineage: Eukaryota; Metazoa; Chordata; Actinopteri; Cypriniformes; Cyprinidae. The transcript is spliced from 11 exons.
UUUAAAUAAUUUUAUUUCAGAAGCAACAGGCUGGUUCCGAAUGCGGAAGUGGGCGUGGAGUCCCACCGGAAGUUGUAAUGUUCUGCGUUGAAUGAGAAGCAGAAAAACGUUCAAACGUGACCACGCCGAGCAGAGAAAAUACAAAUUAUAUCAAGAUCCGAUUCAUUGUGUUAGCAUGGCUGAUGAUGAAGGAUUUGUCGUCCGUGUUCGGGGUUUGCCUUGGUCGUGCUCUGUAGAAGAAGUGUGCAGGUUUUUUUCAGGCAGCAAAAUUGCCAACAAUGGAACAGCCGUCCACUUUACCUACACACGAGAAGGCAGACCGAGUGGAGAAGCAUUUGUGGAGUUGGAGUCAGAGGAAGACCUGAAAAUUGCAAUCAAAAGAGACAGAGAAACAAUGGGGCAUAGAUAUGUGGAAGUAUUCAAAUCAAACAAUGUGGAAAUGGACUGGGUUAUGAAGCACACAGGCCCAAACUGUCCAGAGACUGAGGGAGAUGGACUGGUCAGAUUGCGCGGCCUUCCUUUUGGAUGUAGCAAGGAAGAAAUUGUGCAGUUUUUCUCAGGGUUGGAAAUCGUGCCAAAUGGGAUAACAUUGCCGGUGGACUUCCAGGGGAGGAGUACAGGGGAGGCCUUCGUGCAGUUUGCUUCACAGGAAAUAGCUGAAAAGGCUCUAAAGAAACACAAGGAAAGAAUAGGGCACAGGUAUAUUGAGAUCUUUAAGAGCAGCCGAGCUGAAGUGCGGACAAAUUCUGAACCCCCACGUAAAGGUGUGGGCAUGCAGAGACCUGGGCCCUACGACCGACCCAGUGGAGGAGGCCGGGGCUACAACGGCAUGAGUCGUGGGGGAUCCUUUGAUCGGGUGCGACGUGGAGGAUACGGUGGAGGAGUGUCAGAUGGACGUUACGGUGAAGGUGGUAAUUUUCAGAGUACCACAGGCCAUUGUGUUCAUAUGAGGGGACUACCUUACCGGGCAACAGAACCCGAUAUCUACAAUUUUUUCUCUCCUCUGAACCCGGUGCGUGUGCACAUUGAGGUUGGUCCAGAUGGGCGAGUAACUGGCGAGGCUGAUGUGGAAUUUGCGACUCAUGAAGAUGCAGUGGCUGCCAUGUCAAAGGACAAAGCAAACAUGCAACACCGUUAUGUUGAAUUGUUCUUAAACUCAACAGCCGGGGGCAGUAAUGGGGGCUACGGAGGGCAGAUGAUGGGGGGAAUGGGAAACCAGUCGUCUUAUGGACAUGGAGGGCAGCAGAUGGGUGGAGGCUACACUGGAGGAUACAGCAACCAGUCCAGCAUGGGAGGCUACAGUGACUACAAUAGCCAGGGUGGAAUGAACAACAGUUAUUAUGGUGGCAGCCGUGGAUCAGUCGGCAUGAAUGGCAUGGGAGGGGGCUGGGGCAUGUAGAUGCUCCUGAAAAAAAUUAUUUGAGUGUUGGGUUGUCUCGAUUUUGCUGAGGCCUUCUGGUUUUUGUUCUUUGUGACGAUGACUAUGGGAAGAAUCAGAUUCACUCCUUGUUCACCUGUACUUUGAACCUUGGAAUCCGUAUUAUAUUUCCUGCAAUUCCUGAGUUGAAGGGUCAGCCGUUGAGCUCAAGUCAUGGCGAUUGUCCUCUAACCCACUAGUCAUGCUUGUAAAUAUCCUCCAGAUAUAUCGUUCAGAGACUGUAGAACGCCGGCCUCACAUGGCACAAGGUGCUGCAUCUCAACUUUUUUUUAUAAUGCGAAAAGAACUUUGUUGAAAAUGAUUUUUCUUUUUUAAACUGGAAAUGUUUUUGUUUUUUUGUCUGGCUGCUUCACAAGGUGCAUAUUUUAAUUUUCAUUAUUGUAGAUGUCACAAUCCCCUCUGUUGGUUUGUCUUUAAUUUCUCAUGGUUAAUAAAUAUUCACCAAUGUAUUGUUUCUGCUUUAUGCAAA